CGUCCCCGGACCGCUCCGAUCCCGCGACUCCUCGGCGGCCGCUGCGCAUGGAGAGCUCUGCCAAGAUGGAGAGCGGCGGCGCCGGCCCGCAGCCCUUCCUGCCGCCCGCAGCCUGCUUCUUUGCCACGGCCGCGGCGGCGGCUGCGGCGGCCGCGGCGGCGCAGAGCGCGCAGCAGCCGCCGCCGCCGCAGCCGCAGGCGCCGCAGCUGAGCCCCGCGGCCGACGGCCAGCCCUCAGGGGGCGGUCACAAGUCAGCGCCCAAGCAAGUCAAGCGACAGCGCUCGUCCUCGCCCGAACUGAUGCGCUGCAAACGCCGGCUCAACUUCAGCGGCUUCGGCUACAGCCUGCCGCAGCAACAGCCGGCCGCCGUGGCGCGCCGCAACGAGCGCGAGCGCAACCGCGUCAAGCUGGUCAACCUGGGCUUCGCCACCCUUCGGGAGCACGUCCCCAACGGCGCGGCCAACAAGAAGAUGAGCAAGGUGGAGACGCUGCGCUCCGCCGUCGAGUACAUCCGAGCGCUGCAGCAGCUGCUGGACGAGCACGACGCGGUGAGCGCCGCCUUCCAGGCGGGCGUCCUGUCGCCCACCAUCUCCCCCAACUACUCCAACGACAUGAACUCCAUGGCCGGGUCGCCGGUCUCAUCCUACUCGUCGGACGAGGGCUCCUACGACCCUCUCAGCCCCGAGGAGCAAGAACUGCUCGACUUCACCAACUGGUUCUGAGGGGCUCGGCCUGGUCAGGCCCUGGUGCGAAUGGACUUCGGAAGCAGGGCCACCGCGCAACCUGCAUCUUUAGUGCUUUCUCGUCAGCGAUGUUGAAAGGGAGAAAAAAGAAGAAAGAAGAAGAAGAAGAGAAGAAGAAGAAAACAAACAAAUCCAGGCAACCAACCCCUACGCCAACUAAGCGCCGCAUGCCUGAGAAGCAAGGCUCUCGCAAAACAGGAAUGCGCUCAGAACAGUAUCUUUGCACUCCAAUCAUUCACGGAGAUAGAAAGAGUGACUAGGGCCCGAGUCAAUGCACAAAAUGCAGCUUGUGUGCAAAAACAGCGGGCUCCUGGCGGAAGGGAGCAGCACACGCCCUGUAGAAACUCCCACCCACCACUAACAGGCAGAGCUGACCUCCCCGCCCCCUCUGAAAGCGCAGUUCUUAGCCCUCUAGAAAUGGGUUGGUGUCUUUCGUCUCUGUAUCCUCCAUCCCGAUAAGCCGUGGACAUUUGUCUGCAGUGAAAGUAUCCUCUUUGAAACCCCAAUCCUCUGCGGGAGGGGUGGGGGCUCCCUCCCCAAGCUCCACUCCCUCACACCAUCUUUUCUACUUUUUUCAUCAUAGAAUGCUUCCAAUCUUUUGUGAAUUUUUUUUAUUAUAAGAAAAAUCUAUUUGUAUCUAUCCUAACCAGUUUGGGGAUAUAUUAAGAUAUUUUUGUACAUAAGAGAGAGAGAAAAAAUUUAUAGAGUUUUGUACAAAUGGUUUAAAAUGUGUAUAUCUUGAUACUUUAACAUGUAAUGCUAUUACCUCUGCAUAUUUUAGAUGUGUAGUUCACCUUACAACUGCCAUUUUCCCUAUGUGGUUUUGUAAAGAACUGUCCUCAUAGGUGAGAUCAAAAGGCCACCAGAUGUACUUCAGCACCAAUGUGUCUUACUUUAUAGAAACUUUGUUAAUGUAUUAAUGAUGUUAUUAAAUACUGUUCAAGAAGAACAAAGUUUAUGCAGCUACUGUCCAAACGCAAAGUGGCAGCCAGUUGGUUUUGAUGGGUUGCCUUUUGGGAAAUUUCUAUCACUGCCUUUUUUUUUUCUUACUGUUUUAUUACAAACUUACAAAAAAAAAACCCAUGUAUAACCCUGUUUUAU
Messenger RNA from Balaenoptera musculus (blue whale), 1844 nucleotides. It is a transcript of the gene ASCL1, whose product is annotated as achaete-scute family bHLH transcription factor 1. Bases 48 to 722 code for a protein of 224 amino acids. Gene Ontology annotation, cellular component: RNA polymerase II transcription regulator complex. The record is from RefSeq and is a predicted model, not a curated record. Gene Ontology annotation, molecular function: DNA-binding transcription factor activity, RNA polymerase II-specific; protein dimerization activity; RNA polymerase II transcription regulatory region sequence-specific DNA binding. NCBI's taxonomy places the organism in Eukaryota, Metazoa, Chordata, Mammalia, Artiodactyla, Balaenopteridae. Gene Ontology annotation, biological process: regulation of neurogenesis; positive regulation of transcription by RNA polymerase II; neuron differentiation. The transcript has 2 exons.